Molecule: messenger RNA, 1684 nt
Organism: Salarias fasciatus (jewelled blenny)
Lineage: Eukaryota; Metazoa; Chordata; Actinopteri; Blenniiformes; Blenniidae
Gene: ogfod3
Product: 2-oxoglutarate and iron dependent oxygenase domain containing 3
Exons: 9
Coding region: 92-1057 (321 amino acids)
Cellular component (GO): membrane
Molecular function (GO): L-ascorbic acid binding; oxidoreductase activity, acting on paired donors, with incorporation or reduction of molecular oxygen; iron ion binding
Source: RefSeq, a predicted model, not a curated record
GUUCAUGCUGCUGCUGGUGCGAGCUGCUGGUGUGAAUGGAUCCAGAAGAAAGAAGAAAGAGCAGACGUGCCUGAGUGGUCGCACUCUGUGAAUGUCUCGAGGCUCCAUGGCCCUGGUGCGACAGAGACCCCCGAAAGGAGGGAACGCCUCCGAGAUCGAAAGGAAAAUUAAAAGAGGGAAUGCUCUGCGGCAGGGAUCGUCCUGGAGAGGAUCCCGUGGACUGGUGGCUCUGCUCCUGGUCGUGGUGUGCGUGAGCGGAGCGGCGACGUGGCUCUACUUGUCUUCUCUGGACAGCGACAUCACCGAGGUUUUAGCCAGCCAGAGGGAGCUGGUCUCUCCUGAGCCCAGAGUCUUCACCGUGCAGUGCUCAGAGGACUAUGAGAACCAUAAACGCUAUCCGGGAUGCACCCCUCAGAAGUGUGGCCGGGCGGUUGCAGACGGCGUGGUAACGAGGGAGGAGGCUCAGGUUCUCAGGAGGCUGGCUGAGCGGGGCCUGGCUCUGGCCGGAUCUGAGGGAGGAGCCUCCAUCCUGGACCUGCACUCUGGAGCCCUGUCCAUGGGGAAACAGUUCGUCAACAUCUACAGAUAUUUCGGGGAUCAGAUCGGAGAUGUGUUCACCCCGGAGGACUUCCAGCUGUACAGGGACGUACGCGGGCGAAUCCAGGCGAUCAUCGCCAAGACGUUCGGUCUGGACCCGACUCUGAUGUACCUCACCAAGCCCACCUUCUUCUCCAGAAUCAACAGCACGGCAGCCAAAACCCAACACGACGAGUACUGGCACCCGCACAUCGACAAGGUGACUUACGGCUCCUUCGACUACACCUCUCUCCUCUACCUGUCUGACUACGACUCCGAUUUCACGGGGGGAAGAUUUGUCUUCAUGGACCAAAAUGGCAACCGGACAGUGGAACCACGAGCAGGUCGAGUGUCUUUCUUCUCGUCCGGCUCGGAGAACCUCCACCGGGUGGAGAAGGUAACGUGGGGAACCCGCUACGCCAUCACCGUGUCCUUCACGUGCGACCCCGCACACGCCAUCGCCGACCCCACCCUGCCUUGAGGAGUCCACAGAUGAUGGAUGACGGCGCUGCCCGCCGGCUCGGAUAAGCCCUGCAAGCAGAGGGAAGGGGUCGGAGAGGGUGGGUUGAGGAGAGGAUUUCAGUGAAGGCUUCACUCAUAAAAACAAUCAAAGUGAGUAACUGUAACCCUGCAAGAGGAACAAAUGAAGUGUCCCUCUUCUAGGUGGGAAUUUUUUCUGACUCGACGAUUGAAUCCAAUCGUCCACGUCAGUUUCUCUUUUUUAUUUCUUGCAUUAUGGUAAUCUCUGGGUUUAGGACCAUCCGGGUCUCCACAGUCUGCCUUUUCUGAUCAGACACCCGCAGAAGUGGAUUCAAAGAGGCUCGGGCAGGAUUGUGUGUUUUCUGUUAGAUUUUUUUGUGUUAAGAAGGGCCAGCGAUCCCUGGAAGAAGGGGUGUGUAAACCUGGCAAAUCGCCUGCUGAUUCUUCCUUUCAGCUCUAAAUCUUCCUUCCUCCCACUCGCACUCACUCUCCCAGCUUGUGGCCCAGGAAGGAUUUUCUUCUGAGAAGAAUCUUAUCCCCAUCCGAGGGCCGUGCUUCUUUUAAGGUGUAUGUCCAUUUGCUUUUGUGUGGUCAGUGACGGUGAUUUUAAAUAAAAAAAAAUUUGACC